Molecule: messenger RNA, 570 nt
Organism: Ixodes scapularis (black-legged tick)
Lineage: Eukaryota; Metazoa; Arthropoda; Arachnida; Ixodida; Ixodidae
Product: heparanase-like
Exons: 2
Coding region: 1-570 (189 amino acids)
Cellular component (GO): extracellular matrix
Source: RefSeq, a predicted model, not a curated record
AUGCCUUUUGUUGCUCCACGCAGGUGGCUCGACACCCUGGGGUCGGCGGCCAAGCAGGGUGUGUCCCUGGUGGCGCGCCAGUCGCUUCUGCAGGGCUCCAGCAGGCUCCUCGACGAGCGCUUCUCCCCGCUGCCCGACUUCUGGCUUAGCCUGUUCCACAAGCGCCUGGUUGGCGGGCGGGUGCUCCGGCUCCGCGCACAGCCCGGGACCGACCCGGUCCGGUUGUACGCGCACUGCCUGCGAGACGGCGCCGUCAAGGGCCGCCGCGGGGCCGUUGUCCUGCUCGCCGUCAACCUGUCCAACGACACCGUCCUGCUGCGGCCCAAGGACCCCGAGCUGCGCGCCAGCCACGUCAUGCAGUACGCGCUCGGGCCUAAGGGCCCGCUGGACCUUCUGUCCGAGGACGUGCAGCUGAACGGACGGCUGCUUGCCAUCAACGACAAGCUGCAGUUCCCGGACAUUGUGCCCGUGGUGCUGCAUCCGUCGCAGUCGCUAAUCCUCAAGCCGCACGGCGCGGCGUUCUUCGUGUUCGCGGACUACCGGGCGCCCGCCUGCACGGCCACUUUCUGA